CCAACCAUCGUCAGACUAGCUAGACAGCAGUAUGGCAACAUUUGAGCCUGCAAGGUUGAUUCAGUAUAUAGAGAAGAACACCUCUCCUUUCUUGUCAGAAUCAUUACCAGAUGCCGAUUCAGAGAAGGGCCGUAUACAUGCAUUUCUUCACCAGCUGUACGACUGGUGUCAGUCAGUUUCAACGGGAGUUUUGACUCCUCGCAGCGUCACCAACAUGUCUCAGCCAUCUCUAAAACAGUGGUAUGAAGACCGGAAGAGGUUAAGGGUCGUCUAUGAUCAUUCAAGGGCAAAACCAGUAGAGAGGAAGAACAAAAUCAAGAAGAGUAGACAGGCGGCUUUCAAAUCUGCAUUAGCAGAGAGGACAAAGCCAUCGGGACAGCAUCAAGACACCAAGACGAUCACGUCAGAUUCAUCAUUGGGCAAAGAACAAUGCGGAGCACAAGCAAAAAGAGACGAGUCAGCAUCGAAUAGAAGCAAGGACACACAUCACAUGAUACAGAUCUUUAUAAAGACGCCCAUCGACCCCCAAACCCUCUGUCUACGACUCGAUCAUAAAACAACCGUCUCCGACCUGAAAGACAUCAUUCACAGGAAGUUGGCAAUUCGUCCCGCAUUGCAGAAUCUGUACACAAACAACAAAAGGUUCAAGUUGUGUGACGCUUUGACUCUUGUUGAUCUUGGCAUUAAACCGGAGACAAACAUUGAUCUAACACUAGCAGAAGGUUUGCUUGGUGGCGCCCCGACACUUGACGAGACAUUCCUACGGACUUUAGCGGCAAACCUCUGCAAGGACUGGAAGCAACUCGCAAUCAAGCUUAAGUUCACACAAGCAGAGAUUGGCAAGUUUGAACGUCUCGCUGAGAGCAACCCAGAAGAACAGGCUCAUCAGAUGCUAGUUUCUUGGUGGAGCAAGCAAUCUGAUAGUAAGGAACAAGCGAGGGAAUGGUUGAGAAGUGCAUUGGUUCAAAUAAGUCGGCGGGAUUUAUCUGCAAGGAUCCCAGGUUAUGUACCCACAUCCCCAAGAGCAGGUAGCAAGAGGCAGUCACUGGAACAUCAGUCAACAUCCGAUACAUCAGGUUAUGCACGCACAUCCCUAGACAAAGUUCACAACAGGCAGUCAUCAGAACAUCAGUCAAUAACAAAAGUAUCAGGUGUUGAUGAAAAGAUGUUACGAGUCGUAGCCGGAAAGAUUGGAAAAGAUUGGAAGAAACUCGGCACUUUUUUAGGUUUUGAAACUGAACAGAUUUACGCAUAUCAAAGCGAUUACCAAAAUGACCUCAACGAACAAAUCUUCCAGAUGCUACUGGGUUGGUUUAGAAGGCAACCAAACCAAGAGACGGCUGAGGACGGGCUGAAGAAGGCACUUAAAGAAAUUGGUCGUACUGACAUUGUCAGAGAAUUAGGUGGUAUUUUAUCCUAA
Molecule: messenger RNA, 1420 nt
Organism: Asterias rubens (European starfish)
Lineage: Eukaryota; Metazoa; Echinodermata; Asteroidea; Forcipulatida; Asteriidae
Exons: 8
Coding region: 32-1420 (462 amino acids)
Biological process (GO): signal transduction
Molecular function (GO): protein binding
Source: RefSeq, a predicted model, not a curated record